ACUUCCUCCACGCCGGCGCAUUUUAGUAGUCCUUAACUUAACAUGCACACAAAGCUCAAUAAAAUUGGCAGUAGCAUAGACUUAGCAAAACUCAGCUAAAACAUCGAUCGAUCGGCUUAUACUAUAUUCAAUUCAAAGCGAAAAUCAAGCGAAACAGUUUUUAAUGGCAAAUUCGUUACGAUUGUAUUUAACAUGCAUAAGAAACACGCUCGAAGCAGCUAUGUGUCUUCAGAAUUUCCCAUGCCAAGAAGUAGAGAGGCAUAACAAACCAGAGGUUGAACUAAAGACAAGCCCAGAACUUCUUCUUAAUCCUGUUUUGAUUUGUCGAAAUGAGGCUGAAAGGUGCUUGAUUGAAACAUCUAUUAAUUCCUUGCGCAUAAGUCUAAAGGUGAAACAGUCAGAUGAACUUGAAAAUAUACUAACAAAGAAGUUCCUUAGGUUUUUGUCUAUGAGAGCAGAAGCGUUUCAGGUGUUAAGGAGAAAGCCGGUUCAGGGCUACGACAUUAGUUUUCUCAUUACAAAUUAUCAUUGUGAAGAGAUGCAGAAGCAAAAGCUUAUUGAUUUCAUAGUGCAAUUCAUGGAGGACAUCGAUAAGGAGAUCAGUGAACUGAAACUAUCAGUGAACACCCGAGGGAGGCUUGUUGCUACUGAGUUUCUAAAGCAAUUCAUUUGAUAUUUCUUUUUUCUUCUUAUGGCAACUAGAAUAUGUAUUCAUUUUUUUUUCCUCCUCUACUUGAAGCUACAUAUUACAGAAAUUCUCUAUUGUAUUGCAUCAAUGAGUUCCCUUUUCCUUCACUUAUGUCAGGAGAUGGCAGAGUGAAUACUCAGUUAAUAUUUGCAACGAGUUGUAUUAGUCAU
This is a messenger RNA of Nicotiana tabacum (common tobacco), 858 nucleotides long. RefSeq names its product actin-related protein 2/3 complex subunit 4. Gene Ontology annotation, molecular function: actin filament binding. The record is from RefSeq and is a predicted model, not a curated record. Gene Ontology annotation, cellular component: Arp2/3 protein complex; actin cytoskeleton. Lineage: Eukaryota; Viridiplantae; Streptophyta; Magnoliopsida; Solanales; Solanaceae. Gene Ontology annotation, biological process: actin filament polymerization; Arp2/3 complex-mediated actin nucleation.